Messenger RNA from Candidozyma duobushaemuli, 3585 nucleotides. RefSeq lists its product as uncharacterized. The record is from RefSeq and is a predicted model, not a curated record. The coding region runs from base 1 to 3585 and encodes 1194 amino acids. Gene Ontology annotation, cellular component: early endosome; tubular endosome; plasma membrane. Lineage: Eukaryota; Fungi; Ascomycota; Pichiomycetes; Serinales; Metschnikowiaceae. Gene Ontology annotation, biological process: early endosome to late endosome transport. Gene Ontology annotation, molecular function: SNARE binding; guanyl-nucleotide exchange factor activity. The transcript has a single exon.
AUGAGCGGGAGGCAGAAGCACCUACCGCUUCUAUAUAACCCGCUUCUCAAUGCUAUAUUCAACAAUCCUCAUCACGCCAAGGCGGCCAUUCGUUCGACCAUCAACGAACUCAGCCUCAGUCAUAAUGACUACACGAUCUUGGUUCCUCCAGGACACAUUCUACGCAAUUGCACCGAGCCUCUGGGGCUGAAGCUCGAGGAAUUGUGCUAUGACAGCGAUGCGUUUCUCAAAUCUCAUAUACUCAAGACGCUGGCGCCGUUCUCGACCACAAUGGCACCUGUGACCAAGAUCCAGCUGAUCAUCUACAAUACCAUGAACGGGAGGCAAGUGCUAGUAAAGAACGGCAUGGUGUUCACCGGCAAGGGAUUCAAGAGAAGCAUAAAAGCGGAGGUCCUCAGCACGGACUAUUUCAUCACUUUCUGUGACUACUUCCCCAAGGGCAGCAAGGUGAUGCUCUUGUACAUCAGCGACUCGCUUUUUGGCCAUCUGGGCGAGGAGUCAAAGGAGCUCCCACCGGAGCCUGAGCUCAGGGAUAGACCCAGGAGCCACCGCUCUGUCACAUUUGAGGAGCUUCUACGAAACUUUCCGUUGCUUUCGAAAGCCAUGUCUGAUCAGUUUUAUGUGCUCUUCCACCACAACAAUAGAAAGUUUGAACGGCUACGAGCGAGAACUGGGGUUUCGUUGGAAGAGGUAAGGCUGUUGUUUAUGGCCAUGGUCGAAGAAGCCUUCCUGAUCGUGCAAAAGACAGUCAAUGCCGAGUCUGCCGAGGGAGAACGUAUCUCUAGGCUUUUGCAUAACAUCACCGUGCAGAACAUGGACGUGGAUUUAAACAAUCUUGUUCACGAAUACGUCGAGCUCAAUGUCUACGACAAGGUGUGGGUCCAGCUUGUGAACCAGUUUGAGAAGACCCAGCAUGAAGAAGAUCCUUUGAUGGUCCUUUCGUCAGCAGUCUACAACGAUCUCUCCUGCCUUUCACUCAAUCAACUUGACCUCCCGGUGGAGGAGCCAUGGUAUUUGAAUGUCUUACAUGCCAGAGUUGCUGCAGCCAUAGCACAGUUCUCCAAGCUCAAUGAUCCGAGUGUGACGAAUAGACGACAAAAAAUCGAUCUCAUCAGAAAUACAGUUGAUAUUUUGACUGAGGGCAAGGACGACUCCAACGCCAAUCUAGUGGUAGAUGCUGAUACCCUUAUAGGCCUCCUUAUUAUGGUGAUAGUUCACCUGAAGGUUCCCAACUUGGAGGCUCAUAUCUACUACAUUCGUCAUUUUGGAAUCGACUCAAUUCAAAGUGGUGACGCUUCUUCGGAAAAGCAUAGUGUUGGCUACCUCAACUACAUUCUCAGCAAUAUCGAUGCUGUGAUCUACCAUUUAUCCGGUAAAGGCUCUGAGGGAAUCCCCUACGACCACUUCCAAGAAAUGUCCAAAGCAUCAUCGCAAAACUAUAGCCUCUGGUACGCGAUUCAAAAAGAAGACCUAACUGGUUUACAACGCUUGCUUGGUGAUGUCGACGAACAAUAUUCUGGCAAGCAGCUUCCCAAAGACCAUUUCCUUAAAAGCAGGAACAUUCACGGCGAGAGCUGUUUCUGUUUUGCGAUCCGAAGCAAGAAUUUUGAACUAUUCAAGACUUUGAUUGAUAGAACCUCUGAGUGGUUUCUGGUGGAAGAUCUCAUCUUCGAUAGAAACACAACUACCGAUCAGACUUUGAUGAUGGUUGCCCUUGUCGAGGAGAAUAGCGACGUCUCACAGUAUUUGCUAUCUGUCAUUCUUGCUGACACAACUGCAGAGGAACAGUGCCUAUACUACAAUCUCAAAGACAAAAGCGGAAGGACGUUGGGACAUUAUUUGGGCUACGAUAUCACCAUACUAGAGCAGGUCGGCCCAUAUGUGGACUGGUAUACAAAGGACAACAAUUCACACACCCCACUCUUCAGUUUGUGCCGCCAUUACGAUCAUCAUGACUACAGAACACUAGUACAAAAAGCAUUUGCAUGUGUGUUCAAAAAAUACCCAAAACCGUUGGCUCUUGACGAGCAGAUUGAUAAAUACGGUAACACGUUUUUGCAUGUCCUUGCUCGAGGUAUUGCCGAAACAGGCAUCCUCGAGACGGACAAAGCGUUGGUUGAUGUCAACCAUCUCAAUGAAAAGCUUCUUUCACCGCUGGCGGUAUACAUUCGAUACAGCAGAACAGAAAAUCUUGCUUUGCUCAUGAAGAACGAUCUUUUCAACUUCUUUCAGGAGGACCAACGCAACUUUUACAAUUUAUUGGAUUACUACAGCUUUUCGGCUGCGAAGGCUAGUAAUGGUUCCAAUAAGGCAUUCGGUGAGGUGGAGCGAAUUGUCAUCGACAAAUAUUUCGAAGUCAACUACUCAAAACACAACGAUAUCCAACUUGGAGUUCUCAAUGCACGCUACGACGGAUCUGCCAACGAUUGGAUUAUCAACACUGUGAUGGUAAAACCGGGAACCGAGAAACCGAUCUCCACUCAAUACAUCGCGAUUGAUAAGCUUCGCCAAUUCACCAAACUUCAGAAAAUGGCAUUUCCACAAGGAUUUGGCUUAGAUGUCAACACUUUUUGGAUCAACCAUCCAGCUAACAAGCUGACCAUUCCAGCGUGUUCGAAGUACCGCUCAAACAGAUUAUUAGAGCUUCUUACAAUGUACUUCCAGGCAAUGAACUUUCACUCGGAUACAUCAAAGUCUAAAUUUCGGGGCAACUUUGCAAUGUGCUGCGCCGAUAGCAAGACCCUGACUUUAGAAAUGAUGAAGGACAUUAACAAAGCACAAGAGAACGCCAAGGUGAGAAACGGAGAAGUCAAGUUCUCCUCGCAGAAGAUCCAAGAAAUUGAAAUCUUCCUCGACUACUCUCUGAGUGACUUGUUAGGAUUUCAUUUGGAAAUGAGCAAGCUCAACCAGAUCCUUACAGUGACAUCAAUGAAGCAAAGUGAUCUAAGAAAUGUUUCUGACAUUUUGUUGCGGCAAAUCAAACUAGGAAGUACGAAGCAUCUUGAUGUAAGAGAGUUCAGAGCUCUUGACGCAUCUUACCAGAAGCUUCAGUCGUAUGCAAGCUGGCUUGAACUCUCGGUUAAUGAACUUCUUCAGAAUUGCCGGAAAUUGAAAGAGAAGCUCCAGCUAUGGAAGGAAAUCUAUCAUGGUAUCAAGGAGCUUAACAAUGAACUUCAUCGCUUUGAGGACCAGGUCAAAGUCACCCAGAAUGGGGUCAAUGAGGAAGCGGAGAGUGAGAGUGCUACCCGUACCAUUUCUAGAAGAAGCACUACAUCGUUAGAUUCCGUUCCCUCGGAAACUCAAGAGGCUGGAUCUUUCUUCAAUUUCGGAAUCAUCGAUAGCAAGAAAUCAAAAUACAAAAAGCUACUCAUGACGAAGUCUGAGGAGGUGAAAAAAGUGAUGAAUCUAAAUGCUGAGAUCAAGAUCGACCACGAGUUAAUUGCAGCCGAGAUCUCGCAGUUUUUGAGCUUUCGCUCCGGUUUCUUCAGCCUCGGCAUCAAACAAUUCUGCAAGACCCAUUUGCUACUGUUACGCAACAGAAAUCACGAGCUUGAAACACUCUUGUGGAGUAUCAGGCGGCAGUAA